UACAUUGUUAUUAAUUAUUAAAAAAUAAUUUUAUGCGUAUACUUAGGAUAGGACUACAAGUUUUCACAGAGGAUCUUACUUGACUGUGACCAAGGAAGGAAUUAUAAAUUAUUGGUCAUUAGAUUUAAAAUACGAACGUAGUGCAAAAUCUGUAAAUCCAUCUUUGAAAGUUCAACAAACUUUAAUAACUGAUAUGAUAGUAAUGCCUGAUAUACAAGUAGUAUGCACGAGUUCUACCGAAUACGAUUUAAGAUUUUACGAUACAGAGGCAAAAAAGUUUGAUCUUCGAAUAAUGAUAACAGGCUUGGAAAAUGCAGUUAUUUGUAUGGCUUAUUACUUCAGUAAAAAUAUCAAAGAGGAAUCGCAUUUUGUAUUUGGAGAUAUGAGUGGAUCUGUUAAAAUCAUAAUUUUUAAUCCAUUAGACAAAGGACCGUUUAAACAUGAUCCUCAACGUGAUACGUUAUUCAUUCGUUACGAUUCUAUUCUUAAGGCAAAUAAUAUAUUAUUUUAGAAUUU
This is a messenger RNA of Apis florea (little honeybee), 516 nucleotides long. It is a transcript of the gene WDY, whose product is annotated as WD repeat-containing protein WDY. The record is from RefSeq and is a predicted model, not a curated record. NCBI's taxonomy places the organism in Eukaryota, Metazoa, Arthropoda, Insecta, Hymenoptera, Apidae. Gene Ontology annotation, molecular function: calcium ion binding; protein binding.